AUGCCCGGACAGAAGAGAAGAUAUAACGUACGCUUCCCUCCUAGGCGCAUCAAAAAAAUCAUGCAGAAGGACACUGAGGUGGGCCGGAUGGCGAUGGCAGUUCCUGUAAUCAUAUCUCGGGCCUUGGAGAUAUUCCUGAAGUCUCUGCUAACCAAAACCUUCGUGAUUACAGAGUCCAAGCUCAGCACUGUUGUGUCUGUGGCUCACAUGAAGCAAUGCAUAGAGUCUGAAAAGCUCUUCCAUUUUCUCAAAGACUUGGUAGCACAAACCACGCCUAUAACCCAGAAGGACAACAGAGGCAUGAGUAUGUGGCCUUUAUACAGGAACAAACAGCAUGAAGUUUCUGUUAAAAAACCACCUGAAGUGGAGGAAAUGGCUCCGCAAGGGAGCCUCGACUCACUUGACAACGACUCGAGUGCCAGCGAGUCGGAGCUCUACAUCUGCUUAUGACUGUGCAACCAGUGGAAGCCGCUGUGAAGUCACAGCAGUGCCUCAUUUCAUUAUGUCACUUCUCCUUACAUUUGUCUUUUGUCUCUGCUGUCCUGGAUCUUGGUCACAAAUAAGUGAGGCUAAGUAAUCACAAUACUUCAGCUGACGUCUACAUACAAGUUGUUUCGUUAGCUCAAGUCCAGCUUUUGGGUAAAUAAAGAGUUUCUUUUCUUGGGAGGAUAAGGGAUCUUUGUUUGGAGCAGAUAUAUUUUAAGAUCACUUGAAUCUUUUGUGGAAGUUUGCACUGAGUUGUAGAUUUUUUUUCCUUCUUCUUGCUGAUUAGGAAAUUGUGUUUGUAG
Molecule: messenger RNA, 788 nt
Organism: Pelmatolapia mariae (spotted tilapia)
Lineage: Eukaryota; Metazoa; Chordata; Actinopteri; Cichliformes; Cichlidae
Product: dr1-associated corepressor
Exons: 6
Coding region: 1-450 (149 amino acids)
Biological process (GO): transcription by RNA polymerase II
Cellular component (GO): nucleus; negative cofactor 2 complex
Molecular function (GO): RNA polymerase II general transcription initiation factor activity; protein heterodimerization activity; core promoter sequence-specific DNA binding
Source: RefSeq, a predicted model, not a curated record